AAAUGACGGGCUGGGUUUUUGAACAGAAAUACAUGACCAAAGGAAGAUUCAGACACACACACACACACACAAUCCAGGUGGGAGUAGAAAGAGAGAGAGAACUCUGUGAGACAAGGAGCAUCUCAGUAACUAAAAGAUAUGGCCUCUGCUCCUGCAUCAUCCAGUGAGACCUGCUCACUGGACAAGCAUCUAACAUGCUCCAUCUGCAUGGAUACAUUUGAGGAUCCUGUCACUACAGCUUGUGGCCACUCAUUCUGCAAGAAAUGUCUGAACUUCAACUUUAGGUACAACGACAGGGUGUGCCCCCUAUGCAAGAAUCCUCUGAGCAGAGUCCCAGAUGUGAACAUCAUCCUGAGAGAUAUUGUCCAACAGUAUAAGGAGAAAAAGAAUGAUUUGUACACUGGGAAGGACGGCGAGGUGGCCUGUGACAUUUGCACAGAGCAAAAGCUGAAGGCAAAGAAGUCCUGCCUCGUGUGUCUUGCCUCAUAUUGUGAGACCCACUUGAAGAAUCAUUCUUCAACUGAAAGACUGAAAGGCCACAAGUUAGUGGCACCUGUGAAGAACUUGGAUGACAGGGCCUGUCUGAAGCAUGGACGUCCCUUGGAGCUGUACAGCAGGAAGCAGCAGAGAUGCAUUUGUGCUCUCUGCCUGGAAGAAGGUCUGGAGGAGGUCGUCUCUACUGAAGACGAAUGGGAGAAGAAAAAGGUUGAACUUGAAAACGCCAAGACAGAAUUAGAAGCAAAAAUUAAGAGGAAGAAAUCACAGGUGAAUGAGAUUAAUACAUCGCUGAAGAGCUGCAAGGACCAGCUUGAAAAUGAGUGGUGGGAAAUUGAGGCUGUGUUCACAGCUGUGCUCGCCAUUGUGGAGGAAGCCCAGGAACAAGCUCUUCGGCCACUGAAGGACAGAAGGCAGGUUGUGGAGAAGGAGGCAGAAGACCUCAAAAAAGGGUUAGAAGCAGAGAUCAGCCGCUUCAAGACCACCAUCUCUGAGCUGGAUGAUAUAGCUACACUUGAGGAUCACAUCAAUUUUCUGCAGAGCUACCCGUCUCUUCAAGACCUGGAUGAUCACAGGAGGAUCAAAGACUGGGCAGAGGUGGAGUUUGACACGUCACUGUCUUUUGGGACCAUGAGAAAAAUCACAGCAAUUAUGAUGGAGAAAAUUCAACAGAAGCUGGAGGAGCUGACCUCCACUGAAAUUAAGAGAGUUCAAAAGUUUACAGUGGAUGUAAAGCUGGAUCCAACCACUGCACAUCAACGCCUCGUUCUUUCUGAUGAUGGGAAGGAAGUGAAAGAUGGAGGGGAGGAUCGGGAAGUUGACGAUACACCACAGAGGUUUGACAUGUUUGGAAGUGUCCUCGGGCGCAACAGCUUGACCUCUGGGAAAUCAUACUGGGAGGUGGAGGUUGGCAACAAGACUGGGUGGGACCUGGGUAUCACAAGAGGUGACGCAAACCGCAAGGGGAAACUCUCGCUGAAUCCAGACAAUGGUUACUGGGUGACUGUACAUUAUGAGGAGGAAAAGUUUGCAGCUUUGACAACACCACCAAUUCGUCUUUCCUUGAAAAAGAAACCAGAGAAGGUGGGGGUGUUUGUGGAUUAUGAGGAAGGUAUUGUCUCUUUCUACAAUGUGACGGCUCAGUCUCACAUCUACUCUUUUACUGAGUGUUUGUUCAAAGAUGACCUUUUCCCAUAUUUGAGUCCACAUGUAAAACAAGACGAUAAAAACAUUGAUCCUUUGAUUAUUUCUGCUGUGAAACAAUGUGAACAGGACAUGGAUGAAUCAUGAAGAGUGUGUGUGGCUGUGUUGUAUAUCACAUGUUGGCAGUCCAAAGGUUUGGUAGAGGUGGAGGAGGGAUUUGAUUAUAAAAGUCUACUGUCUACAUAUACUGCUGGGUAUGAAAUGUCAAGUGUGUGUGUGUACAGUCUAUGUCCAAUGUGCCAUUUAUACAUGUGCUGUAAUUACAAUAUGCUUCUUUUUAAGUAUCAGAAUCAAAACCAAAUAAAAUCCCAACUUUUAAUAAAACA
This is a messenger RNA of Lates calcarifer (barramundi perch), 2024 nucleotides long. Its product is annotated as E3 ubiquitin-protein ligase TRIM39. Gene Ontology annotation, molecular function: protein binding. The record is from RefSeq and is a predicted model, not a curated record. The transcript has 7 exons. Bases 139 to 1785 code for a protein of 548 amino acids. Lineage: Eukaryota; Metazoa; Chordata; Actinopteri; Centropomidae.